Messenger RNA from Haliotis rufescens (red abalone), 1542 nucleotides. RefSeq names its product vacuolar protein-sorting-associated protein 36-like. The transcript is spliced from 13 exons. Gene Ontology annotation, biological process: protein transport to vacuole involved in ubiquitin-dependent protein catabolic process via the multivesicular body sorting pathway. Lineage: Eukaryota; Metazoa; Mollusca; Gastropoda; Lepetellida; Haliotidae. Gene Ontology annotation, molecular function: phosphatidylinositol-3-phosphate binding; ubiquitin binding. Gene Ontology annotation, cellular component: ESCRT II complex; late endosome membrane. The coding region runs from base 116 to 1267 and encodes 383 amino acids. The record is from RefSeq and is a predicted model, not a curated record.
CAACCAUUUACUGCGGGAUGUAGAUGUAAAGCGCCCUCUAGAUUUCCUGAAAAAUAACAAAGUACUAGAAAACAUCUUGAAUACCCUGCUAUUGAAAGAUACAUUUGACAAGAAGAUGGAUCGCUUGGAAUGGAGCGACGGAUCGCUAAUUGGCGGAGAGACGCUAGUAGAGCAACAAACAGGAGUUUGUCUCUAUGACGGGCAUGAUAAGACAUCUUUUGAAUAUGGUGUGCUCUCGCUGACAACCCAUAGACUUCUGUGGAGGGACCACAGGAAUAGGAACUGUGUGGUUGUAUUGCCUCUGGCUCUAGUGGUGUAUCUGGAGGAGCAGGCAUCAGGCUUUGCUAAAAGUGCGAAGAUCAUUGUCCAUCUGAGCCAGACCCCGCCCAACAAGCCUUCAGGACCCACCUCCCACAGUCCCCACAGCUUCAUCAGGUUGUCCUUCAGGGAGGCUGGCCAGAAGGAGUUCUUCCGACGUUUCCAAGUUGAGUUAGAACAGAAGAGAUGGGAACAGAAGGUUCAACCAGCAGCAGCAGCCCUUCCAUCGCUGCCUCGUCAUCGUCCUGGCAUCGUUGGAAUAGAGAGAUCCAUACAGAAGAAACACCAUGAAACAAACAAGAACAUUUCAGUGGCAUUUGAGGAUCUCAGUAAACUCAUUGAGAAGGCAAAAGAGAUGGUGAACUUGUCAAGAACAAUAGCCACAAAGAUCAAGGACAAACAAGGGAACAUAACUGAAGAUGAAACGGUGAAGUUCAAGUCCUACCUGCUAAGCAUGGGCAUCCCCAACCCAGUGACGAGGGAAACACAUGGGACGGGGGACAAGUACUACGUGGAGCUGGCUAAACAACUAGUCUCGGUACUGGAGAAACCCGUGGAGGAGGCUGGCGGAAUGAUGACCCUGACUGAUGUGUACUGUCGCGUGAACAGAGCCCGAGGAAUGGAGCUGCUGUCUCCGGAGGACCUACUGCAUGCAUGUGAACUGAUGGAGCUGCUGAAGCUGCCUAUCAGGCUGCGGACGUUUGACAGUGGAGUCAUGGUGUUGCAGUCCAAAAGUCAGAAUGAAGAGGAGGUUAUCACAAAGACAAGUUCUUUGGUUGAAGAGAAGGGGUUCCUGACGGCAGAGGAUCUAGCCAAGGUGGUGGGAGUCUCCGUAAUAUUAGCUAAAGAAAGAUUAUUACUUACAGAGAAGGUUGGAGGAAUAUGUCGAGACGAAACUGUAGAAGGACUUAAGUUUUUUCCUAAUUUAUUCCUCACACAGCCUGUGUGACAGUAUGCAAGGUCCUGGUGAUGUAAAUAUUCUUUAUGGUGUUAGUAUUUGUAAAGUAUUUGAUAUGAUGUUGUGACUUCAAAUACAUGACUAAGGUGGUCAAGUUGCUUCAACUGAGUUAAUACAGUAAACUACGUUUAUAGCGAACACGCUUAUAACCAAAUGACCGAUAUAGCGAACUUAUAUUUUAGUCCCAGCCAUUUGUUGUAUAUAUGCUGUAUAUAUGCUUAUAAUGAACUACUGUUAUUGCGAACUAAAAUUAGUGGUCCCUUUUA